Exophiala xenobiotica is the source of this 2481-nucleotide messenger RNA. RefSeq lists its product as hypothetical. The coding region runs from base 799 to 1623 and encodes 274 amino acids. The record is from RefSeq and is a predicted model, not a curated record. NCBI's taxonomy places the organism in Eukaryota, Fungi, Ascomycota, Eurotiomycetes, Chaetothyriales, Herpotrichiellaceae. Gene Ontology annotation, biological process: L-cystine transport. Gene Ontology annotation, cellular component: vacuolar membrane; fungal-type vacuole. The transcript is spliced from 4 exons. Gene Ontology annotation, molecular function: L-cystine transmembrane transporter activity.
AAGCUUACCAUUGUAUCUCAUCGUCGCAAAGUUGAACCCGACAAGGUUGGGUAAUAAGAAGUCGUCUCUUCCUGCAUCCCAGGUUCCAUCCCCAACAUGCAUUGUGUCCGAGUCAUACGAGCUGCUCCCGGGUGGAGCUAGCUGCGGUGAGGGCGACAUGGCUCGUGUGUAGGACGGGUCGUUGGUGGAGGUAGACCUCCGAGCGUCAAGAAGUACGGACCAUCAAAGGAGGAUAUAUGCAGCAGUCGUCUUCGAUAUGGAUCAAGGCUUCGGUCGUUACAAUUCGAGGACAAUGGGAUUGUGUUGCGACGGCUCGAUCGGGUCGCGGUGGAAGUGGUUUGUUUACUGGGGGUUUGAGUGGGGUGAAGGACAGGCUUGGGUAGAAGAUCAGUGUCUGCAAGUGUGAAUGAUAUGAGAUUUUGAGAUUCAAGAAUUAAUUCUCCUUGAGUUGUAAGUGUCAUAACCAGGUUUGGGCAUUUGGGCAUAUGGCCAGUUGGUUCGCAGUCGGUUGGUUUGAGGUGCCAAGCUCCCGUUGUGAACGGCAACCACUGAGCCUGUCACCAUCCUAUCGUUGGCCUAUCACAUCGUCUAUGACCACGAUGAUAAAACCCCAGGAAUGAGUCUCACACAUCAAACAAACCUUUUGGCUUAUCUUCGACGGUCAAUAUCCAUGCUAGACACUACCAAAAAGCGGUAAUGAGAGCGCCGGCGAGCCGCUUCUUACGGUCACAAUGACCAGCGACGCCCAAUGGGUGACGAUUGGCAAAGCCCUUUCAAGACUUCUGGGAUGGAUCUAGUAUGUUGAGGCCAGACGGUGGACACUUCUGUGAUGCUCACAUUCACCGCAGUACUUUGUCCUGGAGCGCUUCCUUCUACCCGCAACCCCGGAUGAACUGGAAGCGCAAGUCGACUUUGGGCCUUGCCAUCGACUUCCCAUUGCUAAACGUGGUUGGGUUCUUGUGUUACAGCAUCUCCUCUUGUGGAUUCCUAUAUUCGACUACAAUACGCAGUCAAUACGCCGCCAGACAUCCGGCAUCUCCAGAGCCGACAGUCCAAUUCAACGAUGUGGCCUUUGGAGUGCAUGCCGUGGUCCUGGUGGUGCUGACGUAUUCACAAUUCUUUCCCCAGCUCUGGGGCUUCAAAGUCUCUUCCAGACAACGGGCUGCGAAACCUGUGCUGGGAAUCGUGUGGGGAAGUGUGCUUGCUGUUCUGGCCGUCAUGGCUGUCGUGGUCCAUCGAUCGGGCUGGCGGCAGCAGGAUCCGCAAGAUUGGGCAUGGAUUGAUGUGCUCUAUACUCUGGGCUAUGUGAAGCUCAUCUGCACCUUUGUCAAAUAUAUCCCCCAGGUGGUCGUGAAUUUCAAUCGCCAAUCGACGAUAGGCUGGAGUAUCACGCAAAUCCUGUUCGACAUCACUGGCGGAGUGUUGUCCCUACUUCAACUGAUUAUCGACGCCAGUUUCCAGGGUGACUGGAGCGGCAUCACCGGCAACUCUUUGAAGCUGGGUCUUUCCAACAUCAGCAUCGCAUUUGACAUCAUUUUCAUCGUCCAACACUUCGUCCUUUACCGAGGCCUGGACGAUCGGACAAUUGAAGCAGAUGCGUCGGAACAGCCGUUACUUGGCUAGUCAUAUUGCCUACCUGUUGGCGUGAAUGGCGGACGUGAAAAGUCAUGCAGUACGUCAUCCUAUUUCCGCUGUUUUUGUAGAGCCUUCGGAGGGAGAGAGAAUCUCCUUGUUGGAGGGCAUGAUCCUGCCAGCAAGACCUGUCGGUGGCAGGUUGCAACUGUCAUUUCAGGCGCGACUGAGGCAUCGAGUUGGUCAGCACGGUUAGCCUGGGGCAUUACUCGAUGAUCGGAAAGGUCCGCUGUGAUUAGAGCAGGUGAGCAGGGUACUCCGCUCCUUUCCACGCGAACCCAGAGCUUCGAGAUACAUUAGUGCUUUGGGCCGCAGGUGGUCUGACAUGUAUCGAGAUGGGCGAAAUAUACUGGCGCGACUGGUAUCGCCUAAACAUGACCUGCUGUGGUAAACGGCCUGUCGUAGCGGAUCCCUGCUGAUGCUGCUGUGGCCCGAGGUCCUUUCUGGAAGUUCCCACGACGCUCGCCGUUGAAGUGAGGCUGAGACACCCUCUUCGACUUCAUCGUGCUCAAUCAAGAUGGCGUCCAUUUCGACACUUGAAACCUGAGCGGACAUACGUGGAGCGGCAUGGAAAAGGCGCUACUGUACAGGGUAUUCGUUCUGGAGCACAGGUGAGAAACGCCUUGGAUAUUUCCGUAGGAUGCGUCGGCCUAGAUCACUGAUUUUGAGUUGGCCAAAACGAGGAUUGGAGGUGAUGGGCGCUGCUCCAACACGUUGAGGUUCACUAGGCUGGGGUUUGGUAGAUGUGAUAGGUCUAUUGCGCACAGUACGUGGAAUGAUGCAUGUGGACAAGGAGUCAAGGACACGGCUUGCGGCUCUCUAGGCGAGUGGAUUGAACGUGCAGCAUCC